This is a messenger RNA of Xyrichtys novacula (pearly razorfish), 6362 nucleotides long. The record is from the annotation of a GenBank genome assembly. Lineage: Eukaryota; Metazoa; Chordata; Actinopteri; Labriformes; Labridae.
AAUAAAACGAAGAAGAAUCAUGACGUGCUCAUACAGCGACUAGUGCUCCACACGAGGAUGUCCAACUUUAGACCAAAACAGAGAAAUUCAGUCGUUUCUUCAUAAAUUAACGAGCGAAAGAAAAAGACACCAAGCCGGUCAGAUUCGGAUCAGACAGAAUGUCGGACUUUUCAUCGCUGGGUCUCUCUGAUUGGCUGAUUAAACAGUGUAAACAGCUGGGGAUCAAUAAACCAACUCCUGUUCAGGAAAACUGCAUGCCAGCUAUUCUGCAAGGUAACUAAGAUUUACUUAGAUUAAGAAUAAAGGAAGAAUAAGAAGAACUUUAUUGAUCCAAGAAGGGAUUACCUGGAUGUUUAAAUAGAGUGCUGUGUUAGUCUGUGCUCGACUAAAGAUGAUAUAGAUAUUUGUCCAAUUCUGAAAAUAGAGUUUCCAAACUGCUAAUCAAAUCAUAUUUAAAGUAAAAUGAUGAUUUGAAAAUAGACUGUAACCUGCUGUCGGAGGUCCUGUGUUCUCCUAUAGUCUUAAGAAACCUAUCAGAGCUGUUUUCUAGAGGUAGACUUUGGCAUUUAGUUUAUAGAUUUAUUUAAUUAAAACAGCUGAUAUACAUAAUAUAUAUAUAAGUUUCACUGGUUAACUUAACCCCAUUUGGACAGAGAGAUUGUAGGGGAGAGUGGGGUAAGUUGAGCCACCUCCUGUUGCUUGGAAAUGGUAAAAGAAAUUGAUCAUGUGACCAAAUAUUUAGGAGAUGGGCAUCAAUUCAUGGAGUCUGUGAAGGUUAGAAGCACAUGGGUGAAGAGGUUAGACAUUUAUUUAAAAAAAAAAAAAAAAAAACACGGCUUAACCCACCCCACUCCUAUGGUCAACUUACCCCAUACACAAGGUUAGUUGACCAUAGGAGACCACUUUUUUUUGUCAUGCUAUAUUAUCAAGACAGUUCUGUUUACACUCAUUCUGUUGGUUUGCAGGGAUGAACAACAUCUUGAAAUACAUGCAGAUACACUAGUUAGAGACAAAACUAUGAUCGUCUUGAUGUAGAGAUCUGAAAUAUGAAAAAAUGGCUCAUCUUACCCCACUCUCCUCUAAAUGUGUAUUAGUUUCGGACAUCAGUUAUCACUCUCAUGUGUCACUAUGAAAAGGUUUAUCGCCUCAACAUGAUCUGGUGACUGAUGGUGACUUUCUUCCAGGUCGGGACUGUAUGGGCUGUGCUAAAACUGGAAGUGGGAAGACGGCAGCGUUUGUGUUGCCGGUGCUGCAGAAACUGUCAGAAGACCCUUAUGGCAUCUUCUGCUUGGUGCUUACUCCCACCAGGUCUGUGUUGUAGCAUCUGUGUGGAGAACUUGAACUCUUUUAGAAUCUAAAAAAGAAAGACAUUUUUGCACGAAACACUUUCAUUUCUUAAAUUUUGUCUUUAAUGGACUUGUUAUUGAAUAGUUAUGUGAAAAAUGUGCUAAAAUAUUCUUUAAAAAUAGUAUUAUAUGUGUGAUGUCAUACAGGGAGCUGGCCUAUCAGAUUGCAGAGCAGUUUCGGGUGCUGGGGAAGCCCCUGGGUGUGAAAGACUGCAUCAUUGUCGGUGGAAUGGGUAAUUUUACAUACACAGUACAUGUCCACAGCUCAGAUUGAUUUUUUUCUUUAUGUCAUUAAUUUGAAUCAUCUCACCUCUCUCAUUAUUACCUUUCCUCGGUGUUAAUGUUGUCAUUGUUGUGUUUCUUCAAGACAUGGUGACUCAGGCCCUGGAGCUCUCCAACCAGCCACAUAUCGUCGUAGCAACACCAGGGCGCCUGGCUGAUCACAUCCGCAGUUCCAACACCUUCAGCAUGAAGAAGAUCCAGUUUCUGGUGAGACCAGGAGAGAACACAAACAAUUAUGGAUUCAACAAACUCUAUUGGUGAUAGAUUUAGUAAACUAUGACCUGUUUGGCAACAUUAGGACUCAGCUAAGUCCAGAAAGUUGAUAAAUUAAGUGCCAGUUUGAUGAACUGUUAUUCAAUGACUGAAUUUAUCUAAAGAAAACUCAGUAUGAGGAACAUAAUGCUCUGUUUUGGUUACAUACGUCACAUGUAGAGCUCCAAAUCAUGGGCACAUUUCCAAUUAUUUUUUUGUCUUUUAAAACAACAGCUGAUCAUAAAAUGGCUCAUUCUGCAGGGUUUUACAUCUCCCUGAAAAUUUGUCUUAAAACACAAUAACAGAAUCCUGAAAUCAGAAUUCUAGUUGAUCGAAACAGCAGAUUUCAAAAUAAGAGAAAAGCUGUCUUUCUCAUUUUGAAGGUCAGUUAACACCAAGAUAGUUAAAACCUCUUAAGCUGCCCCCAUUUUAAACUUCACAUCUCUACAUUUUGUGCUCCCGCCUCUGUGUCAGAUCAUGGAUGAGGCCGAUCGUCUGUUGGAGCAGGGCUGCACAGACUUCACCAAAGAUCUGGAGACGAUCCUGCGGGCUUUACCAGCUAAAAGACAGACUCUUCUGUUCAGCGCCACACUGACUGACACCCUGCAGGAGCUGAAGAGCAUCGCCAUGAACAAACCUCACUUCUGGGAGAGCAAGUCAGAGUGAGUGAACUGAAGGCUGAAGGUGAAAACUGUGCAGUCAGUCAUGGAGGAGGGAGAUAGUACAGUUGAUUAGUGCUAAAAAGUUUGUGUUUGGUGUAAUAGUUACUGUAUUUUUCAUUGAGGGUAUUUUAAUGAUAGGACGUUUUAGAAAACCAUAGAGGCAAGAUUUACUGAAGCUUGUGUGCAACAUUCUUGUAUGAAACUGGAGCCUGAGUGUGGGAGUUCAUUUGCAUGUCAUCUGAUCUGGGGUGUGUGUAAUCUAAUCUCUCCCAUGGAUGCAUUUGGUGUACAUAAGUGGGAGUUGUGCAAAUUACAGCUGCAGACAUGUUUAGUGAGGCUGAGUGGGCUUUCUGCUGCUUUUAUUUUUGUUUUGACUAUUUGUGAGGACUGUGCGGGGAGCAGCUACAAACUACUGCAGGCUCAUGUCACAGAGGGUUGUGAUGUGGAGCAGGAUCUCACAGAGGACUAUCAAGGAAUAUAACAGUAGGAAGAAAGACAUUUAAAAAGAGAAGGCUCUUUAUUUUAAAUAUUGAAAAGUAAGUUGACUGUCAUGUGAAGUUGGCUUCAGAGGAGGAAGCGCCAUUUUUGAAGAUUUAAGUCCUAUUUUCAAAAUUAUUCAAAAUUUUCAGGAUAUUUGAACCUUAAACUAAUUUUUUUUUUGCUUUAAUCUGAAAAUGACAAAAAAAUUUGAACCCUUAACUCUUGCAUAACAGUAUUAAAACUCGAAAUUUUAACGCGAAUUAUCUUCCAUCUUUGAAAAUCUUGUUGAAUAUCGUUUUCAUCUCGUCAAACACAACAAAAUCUGUAAACCUGAAGCUUUUUAAAUUUGAUGACAGCAGCAGAAUGAAAGUUAAAACCAUCCUUUUACAAACUUUAUCUGACUUUUAGUCCCAGAUUAGACCAGCUCCAUGGUUUCUGUUUUCAACUCGGACGCUCUGGCCGUAUAAACUCUAUUGUGAACUCUGACUUUAUUACAGGACAAAAACAGUGGAGGAGCUGGACCAAAGGUUCAUCCUCACUCCAGAGAAGGUGAAGGACGCCUACCUUGUCCACCUGAUUCAGAAGUUUACAGACGAGCACGAUGACUGGUCUAUCAUCAUCUUCACCAACACAUGCAAGUAAGAAACUCAGCCAGGAGUCUUAAAAAUCUCAGAAAAUGUCCUGUAUUCUGUUGUUUUCCACACCUACACUUUACACUUAACCUACAGUUUUUGUUAAAUUGAUGGUUAAGAUGAUUAUUUUGAUGUCUCUGAAACAUGAAUCCAAGCUUGAUCUGUAACCAGAGGUCUCCACACACAUAUCACAGUGAUUUAGUGUGGUAUAGAUGUAAAAACAUGUCCAAUCUUUUGCUUUUUCAGGGACUGUCAGAUCCUCACCAUGAUGCUGCGUGAAUUCAACUUCCCGACUAUCUCCCUGCACUCUAUGAUGAAACAGGUGAGGCAGACACCAUUACAAAGUCCAGUAACUAAAGUAGCUAAAGAGGAGUCAGAAUUUAGUCCUUGAAGUUUACACACACACAGAUUUUAUUUUGCUUUGUGUGAGAGAAAAUCAGGAAAUGGUGAUGUGAAGCUGAUACUGGACUUUAAAAUCAUGUUUGUCACAUUUGACACGAAGACAGAGGCAGAGCUCUUUAUGGUGAUGCAGGAACUGUCAGUGUAAAGGAUUAAGACAGAUUACAGCCUAUAAAUGAGUGGGUCUGCAGACUGAAUGAGAACUCUUUAUCUCCUCCAGAAACAACGCUUCGCAAACCUCGCCAAGUUCAAGGCCAGUGUCUACAAAAUCCUGAUCGCAACAGACGUGGCUGCGAGGUCAGAAGCUUCGAUAAAAAAAACUUAAGUAUUUCUGUUAUUUAGUUUUUGGAGUUUUCACGCUGUCUUCCCUUUUUUUCUGUCUUUUAGAGGUUUGGAUAUUCCAACUGUCCAGGUCGUCAUCAACCACAACACGCCCGGCCUUCCUAAGAUCUACAUCCACAGAGUCGGACGCACAGCCAGAGCAGGUGAUAUCACAUUGUAUUUCAAUUAACUACCCACAAACUUUUAUCUUUUCCCUUCCCUGGAUCACUGAAUAUAUGGAUUUAAACUAUAACAAGGUUUCCCUCCUCUGUAGGGAGGAACGGCGUGUCCAUCACGCUGGUGACUCAGUACGACAUCCACCUGGUCCAAGCCAUCGAAGCGCAGAUUCGUAAGUUUUGUUGUAAUGAAGUUUGUUCAAAUGUAAUUGACAUGUUCAUUAUGAUGACAAGCAGUAUGGCUGAAUAUUUGCUGAAUGGGUCUAUUGUAGUCCAAACCUUUACAGACAGGAGGUUAAAUAGUGGGAUCCUCAAAACAAACACAGCUGUUAGGGGGUCGGGAUAGCUCAGUCUGUAAAGCAGGCGCCCUGUGAACAUGAGCUGUAGUCCUCAUAAAGGAUCAACUCUGUCCUGGCAGUAUCUAGUGCACAUCAUCCAUAAACAAUGCUGUUGUUUCCACAGAGACAAAGUUGAAGGAGUAUCCAGUGGUGGAGAAAGAAGUCCUGAAGAUCCUCACGCAGGUCAACGUGACCAGACGGGAGUGUGAAAUAGUAUGUCACCUGUUCAUUUCUGUGUAUUCAGUCCUUACCUCUCAUCCUGGUGGUUCAGUGAAUACGAGUUACUGCAUAUGUUACUUAAUACACUGUCUUCAGAGUUAAGUGAUUGACCCACUGACACUAUAACUGGUUUGUCUUUUCUGCAUUACAGAAACUGGAGGCAACAGACUUUGAUGAGAAAAAGGAGAUUAACAAGAGGAAACAACUGAUCUUGGAGGGGAAGGUAAAGUUCUGCAGGACAUAGCAGUCGUGAAUCACAGAAUUUUAUACAGGAAAACAAACAAAGUGAAUUAGUGGAUUUUUCCUAAUUAGCUUGAUUUAUUUCUCAUAGCAUAUAUUUGUUUUUUGUUGUUGAAGUCUGAACUUUUAUUGGUUUUUGUAUUUUACCACAUCUCUGGUGAAUUUUCUGAAAAGUUCAUUUUUUCCACCAUAUUUUAAGGUGGGGUAGGCAGGAUCUGAGGAAGUUCCAGAUUGUGGAAGAAAUCUUGAAUGUAUCACUACACCCUCAACCAGUUUUCCCCUCAGCUCCUCCUCUCCCCUCCCUCACUGCUCCAGCAAGCCCCGCCCACAAACAGAUGCUAGUGCUCGCUCCAGGAAAGCGAGCCCAGUCAAUGAGGCCCAGUCAAUGUGAAAGUAAAAAGCAUUGGUGCUACUGUAGAUGCCAACCAUAGACUGUAUAUAGAAUGGACGCCGUCUGCCUCCUUGCUGGGUGAAGCCACCCGAGAACAGCACCCUCUGUUGACGGACUGCAGUAUAGGUCAUAAAUCCCGCCUCCUCCGGCCUUCCUUAUGGAGUUGUGGACAAACUAGAAAUUAUUAAUUAUGCAAUAACUACACAGAAUAUACUUUUUUUCCCCCCUGCAUGCGAUGUUGACGUAGUUAAUAUAAAACUGAAAUAAGUUCAGGAAGCUACAAAUUCUAGAUGAACUAUUAUUGAUCAGCGAUAAAUCUGCUUUUACAGGAUCCAGACCUGGAGCUGAAGAGGAAAGCUGAACUGGAGAAGAUCAGGAAACAGAAGAAGUUGUUCCAACAGAAAAUCCAGGAGAGCAUUCAGAAACAGAAACAUGGGCAGCUGAAGAAGAAACUGAUGAAGAGGAAACAGAUGAAGAAGAAAAAGGCUGAACAGGAAACAGCUUGACAACUGCUGUGACCCAUCGACUGUAUAUAGGAGUUUUAUAAUGUCUGUACAAUAUCUGUAAUAUUUUCAUAUCUGUGAGCGCGUGCAAAUAAAUGAGCAAAGCUUCAAACCAUAAAAA